UCUCUUUCUCUUUCUCUUGCUCUCUCUCUCUCUCACGGAACCAAGCGAGCGGGAAAAAUGGAAAACCCCGCCCAAACCCCACCGGAGGCUCUCCCAUCUCAGUGGAUUCGAAUUCGUUGAUUUGAUUUCGAAUCUUUGAUGAAGACUACUACUACCACUACUACUACUACAUCGACUGGAUCGAGAAGCUUUUGUUCUUUUUUCUUUCUUCUUUCUUUUUCUUGCUUGAAGAGUUUGUUUUCUUUGAUCUGAUCUCUUUCUCUCGAGCAGGAAGAAACUCCAUGGCUGUUGCUAUCGAACGCUUCUCCAUCAGAGAGUACGCUUCGAAGAUGAGGAGUGUUAAUGUGGAGAAGUCUUGGCCGUUUCAUGAUAAAGAAACGAUGAAGAAAGAAGAGCUCGCGGCAAAGCUUCCGUUGAUGAAAUGCCCGAAAUAUCGGUGGUGGAAGGAUGAGGUGGAGGCGAUGAGAUCUAAAUCUUCUAAUUUUCCUGCUAAUAAGUCUGAUGUUGAUGUUGUUGAUGAUGAUGAAAACGGUAAGAAAAUUCUAGAAGCAACUGGCGAGAGAAGCGGAUGUGUGUCGGAAAAGCUUCCGGUUGAGAAGAUUGAGGCGGUUAUAGUGACGGGUGAGGAGGACAAGGUGGUGAUGAGUUGUCCGGUUUGUCGGAUUUUUACGGCGACAACUGUGAAUGCGGUGAAGGCGCAUAUCGAUGAUUGUUUGGCUUAG
Macadamia integrifolia is the source of this 722-nucleotide messenger RNA. RefSeq lists its product as uncharacterized. NCBI's taxonomy places the organism in Eukaryota, Viridiplantae, Streptophyta, Magnoliopsida, Proteales, Proteaceae. Bases 282 to 722 code for a protein of 146 amino acids. The record is from RefSeq and is a predicted model, not a curated record. The transcript is spliced from 2 exons.